GGGUUCUGGGGCGUGACAGAUUUUGUGGUAUCAGAGCCUAGAUGGCUCCAAAGCGGCGUGGGCGGCCCCCGAGGGGUAGCCAUAAGGAUCAGGGCACGCCUCCGAUCCCAGAAGCUAGUCCCCCUACUCAAGCUGCUCCGCAGGAGGGAGGGACGAGCAAUCCCCAAGUGGCCAGCUUCGCUCGGGAACUUAUGGCGGAGAUAAGACGCCAAGUAUCUCCUGUCACAAGUGUACCACCUCCAUUCCCGGUGGUCUCCACUCCUAUGGCCCCUGCUCCGGUUUCCCCUGUUCCUAUCUCUUCUGCCCUUGCUGUGCCUGUCUGGAAGAUUUAUACAGAAUUCCAGAAGUUGAUGAAGAACAAGGGAUUCGAUGGUACUGCAGGUUUUGAGCAGGUGGAAUCGUGGAUCACUGAGGUGGAGCGGGGAUUCCACCUACUGCAGGUUUCUGAUGACCUUAAGGUCAAUGUAGGCACUUACAUGCUCUCUGGGAAGGCAUUAACUUGGUGGGUGAGUUAUAUGAAGCUACACCAAGGGGAGCCUGAAUUGAGCACCUGGGAGGGUUUUAAAAAGGUGUUCAUGCGGGAGUUCGUACCGGACAGCAAGAGGCGAGAACUGCAAAGAGAAUUUGCAGAUUUAAAACAAGGGUCAAGUACUGUUGAGCAAUACAAGGAGGAGUUUGACCGCUAUCUGCCUUUUGUGGGUAGCCAAGUCGGCGAUGAGCAAGCCAAGGCCGACAAAUUUCUGUGGGGCUUAAAUUCUGACAUUUAUUUGGCGGUAAACCAAUUUGAACCCGCCACUUAUCGAGAGGCUGUGGACAGAGCUAUAAGUCAGGAGAAGGCUAUGGUUAGGGUCAAGUCCUCAGGGCAGCCUAGUGGUGGGUCAUCCCUUGGGAAGAGGAAAUUUGAUGGGAGCCGUCGGUCCCUUUUCCUUGCACCGCCUAGGUCUGAAAUCAACAAGGGUCCUAGAUGGUCAGGAGCCACCAAGACUGGGGGCCAGGCAUCCACGGCUCAACGUGCUCGCCCUACUCCACCUACUUGCAACUUUUGUGGAAAGGUUGGGCACACCCGUGAUCAGUGCCACAUUGCCACUGGGGCUUGUUUUAGAUGUGGCAAGCCAGGACAUCAGAUUGCAAAUUGUCCGUUGCUAGACCCCAAAACUCAAAGUACUCAAUCUACAUCUCAGCAGGGGUCUACCAAUCAAGGGGCACCGAAACAGAAUGUCGGGGUUAGGACAAGGGCCCAGCAGGCAAGAGCCCAAGCCCAACAAGCAAGAGUUCACGUGAUGACCCAUCAGGAAGCUGCGGCUACCGACGUAAUCACGGGUACUUUGCCUGUUAACUCUGAUUAUGCUCAUGUUUUAUUUGAUUCGGGUGCGUCGCACUCUUUUAUUGCUCGAUCUUAUGUUUUGAAACGAGCUUUGCCUGUUGAUAUCUCUGAUUGUGAACUGCAUGUGGACACCCCUUUAGGAGGGGUGAUGACUACUAGGGAGGUGUGUAGGACGAUGGAUAUUUAUGUUGAUGGUAGACAGUUGAGUACUAGUUUAUUUGUUUUAGACAUCUCCGAUUUUGAUAUCAUUUUGGGGAUGGAUUGGCUGUCUAAACACUUUGCCUCUAUAGACUAUCAUCGGAAAUGGGUAAAUUUUAAUAUUCCGGGUGAGCCAGAAUUUAGUUUUCAAGGCAGUGGUUCUUUUGCUCCACCCGUGUUAGUAUCUGCCUUGCAGGCUCAAAAAUAUCUUGUAAAUGGUUGUCAGGGUUUCCUAGUCUCUGUUAUUGAUGCUAGUAGUGUGACAUCGAGACUAGAGGACAUACCGGUGGUGCGUGAGUUUCCGGAGGUAUUUCCAGAGGAUCUCCCAGGUUUACCUCCGGAUAGAGAGGUUGAAUUUGCCAUUGACCUUGUUCCUGGCACCGGACCCACUUCCAAAGCACCAUACCGUAUGGCUCCUGCAGAAUUGAAGGAGUUAAAGGUCCAGCUGGAGGAACUCCUUGAGAAAGGGUUUAUACGCCCUAGUGUAUCACCUUGGGGAGCUCCAGUGUUGUUUGUCAAGAAGAAGGAUGGGAGCAUGAGGCUAUGUGUUGAUUACCGGGAAUUGAAUAAGGUGACUGUGAAGAACCGGUAUCCCCUUCCUAGAAUUGAUGACUUGUUUGACCAGCUCAAGGGUGCUCAGGUAUUUUCUAAGAUUGAUCUUCGAUCUGGCUACCACCAGGUGAAGAUUAAACCGGAUGAUGUACCAAAGACUGCCUUUCGCACCCGUUAUGGUCAUUAUGAGUUCAUGGUCAUACCAUUUGGCUUGACAAAUGCCCCUGCCAGAUUUAUGGAUUUGAUGAAUCGGGUGUUCAGCAAAUACCUAGAUCAAUUUGUGGUUGUCUUCAUUGACGACAUUUUGAUCUACUCUUCUAGCCAUACUCUUCAUGAGAAGCACUUGAGGAUAGUCCUCGAGACGUUGAGAAGGGAGAGGCUGUUUGCUAAAUUCAAGAAGUGUGAAUUUUGGCUAGAUAAUGUUGCAUUCCUAGGUCACGUUGUGACUAAGGAUGGAAUUUCUGUUGACCCCCAGAAAAUUGAGGCCGUGGUUGAUUGGAAAAGGCCGAAUAAUGUUGCAGAAGUUCGGAGUUUUCUGGGAUUGGCUGGUUAUUACCGCCGAUUUGUGGGGGAUUUCUCCAGAAUUGCCCAGCCAAUGACUCGUCUGAUCAGGAAGGAUGCCAAGUUUGAGUGGACCCCAGAGUGUGAGAAGAGCUUUUUGACCUUGAAGGAGAAAUUGGUCACUGCUCCUGUACUUGCACUCCCAAUUAAUGGGGAAAAAUUCACUAUAUAUAGUGAUGCCUCUAAAAAGGGUUUGGGAUGUGUCCUGAUGCAAAAAGAUAGGGUUAUUGCCUAUGCCUCUCGGCAGUUAAAGUCUUAUGAAGAAAAUUACCCUACCCAUGAUCUGGAGUUGGCAGCUGUAGUAUUUGCACUCAAGAUCUGGAGGCAUUAUCUGUAUGGUGAGACUUGUGAGAUCUUCACUGAUCACAAGAGCCUUAAGUAUAUUUUCACCCAAAAGGAGCUUAAUAUGAGGCAGAGGCGAUGGCUUGAACUUUUAAAGGACUACGACUUGACCAUUAGCUACCAUCCGGGCAAGGCUAACAAGGUAGCAGAUGCGUUGAGUAGGAAGUCCUCUGGCACUGCCUCUAGCAUCCUUGCCACUCAAAAGGAGUUACUUGAGGAUCUUGUGAAACUUGAUGUGGAGUUGAGAAUGGACAGCACUACGGCUUAUCUAGCCGCCCUCAGUGCACAACCGGCAUUAAUAGAUAGAAUCAAAUUUGCCCAACAAAAAGAUUCCUUCUUGCAGAAGAUGAAGGAAAAAGUAAGAGCCGGGGAACCCCACAUGCAAGAAUUCAGAAUUUCUGAUGAUGAGACCUUGUGGUUUGGUGACAGGCUGUGUGUACCCAAGGAUCAUGCUUUGAGGCGUGAGAUUAUGGGAGAUGCCCAUUAUACUAGCUAUACAAUUCACCCAGGUAGCACCAAGAUGUAUCGCGAUUUACGUAGUACAUUUUGGUGGCGGAACAUGAAGAGGGAGAUAGCUAGAUUUGUCUCACAAUGCCUGACUUGCCAGAAGGUCAAGGCUGAACACCAGAGACUUCCUGGCAAACUGCAGCCAUUACCUAUUCCUCAGUGGAAGUGGGAGAACAUCACCAUGGACUUUGUGACUGGUUUACCACGAACCCUUAAGGGUAAUGAUUCCAUCUGGGUCAUCGUUGAUCGAUUGACCAAAUCAGCUCAUUUCUUACCCUACCGGACUGGCACCUCCAUUGAAAAGCUUGCUAAUAUGUACAUGGAGGAGGUAGUCAAACUGCAUGGAGUCCCUGUGUCUAUUGUGUCAGAUAGAGAUACCAGAUUUUUGUCUCAUUUCUGGACAAGUUUGCAGCAGGCACUUGGUACUCAAUUAAAUUUUAGCACGGCCUUUCAUCCUCAAACUGAUGGGCAAUCUGAGAGAACUAUUCAGAUACUUGAGGAUAUGUUGAGGGCUUGUGUUCUAGAUUGGAAGGGUUCAUGGGAUCAACACUUAUCCAUGGCUGAAUUUGCAUACAAUAAUAGUUAUCAGUCCAGCAUCCGCAUGGCACCGUUUGAGGCUUUGUAUGGUAGAAGGUGUAGAUCACCUGUUUGUUGGACGGAAGUGGGCGAAAGAAGCAUUUUAGGCCCAGAAUUGGUGCAACAAUCUUCUGAGAUUGUGCAGUUGAUCAAGGAAUGCCUUCGUGCUGCACAAAGCAGGCAGAAAAGCUAUGCGGAUAGAAGGAGGCGAGACCUUGAGUUUGAAGUUGGUGACCAGGUAUUUUUGAAGGUGUCACCCACUCGAGGUAUCCUCAGGUUUGGUAUCUGGGGAAAAUUGAGUCCGAGGUAUAUUGGACCAUAUCCCAUCUUGGAAAGGAUUGGCGAGGUAGCUUAUAAAUUGGAAUUGCCUGGAAAUCUAGCGGGUGUUCAUGAUGUGUUCCAUGUGUCCUUACUUAGGAAGUAUGUCCCCGACCCGAGCCACAUCAUUAAUCCCGAACCAAUUCAACUCCGAGAGGAUCUCACUUAUGACGAGCGCCCGAUCCGCAUUUUAGAUUUCAAAGAGAGGAUAAUGCGGAGAAGGACCAUUCGUUUUGUUAAGGUCCUCUGGGACAACCAUUCGGUUGAAGAAGCUACUUGGGAGUUGGAAUCCAAGAUGAGGCAGGAACAUCCGCACCUCUUCCAAGAUUGAGGUAUGAGUUUAGGGGACUAAACUCCUUUUUAGGAGGGGUGGAUGUAAUACCCCAAAAAUUUCAAGCACAUUAAGCUAAGUUAGGGACUAAAUGAUGAAGAAACAUCAUUAAUGGAC
Messenger RNA from Rubroshorea leprosula, 4826 nucleotides. Lineage: Eukaryota; Viridiplantae; Streptophyta; Magnoliopsida; Malvales; Dipterocarpaceae. The record is from the annotation of a GenBank genome assembly.